Molecule: messenger RNA, 5400 nt
Organism: Leucoraja erinaceus (little skate)
Lineage: Eukaryota; Metazoa; Chordata; Chondrichthyes; Rajiformes; Rajidae
Gene: nfatc2a
Product: nuclear factor of activated T cells 2a
Exons: 11
Coding region: 1883-4777 (964 amino acids)
Biological process (GO): calcineurin-NFAT signaling cascade; cytokine production; regulation of transcription by RNA polymerase II
Cellular component (GO): transcription regulator complex
Molecular function (GO): DNA-binding transcription factor activity, RNA polymerase II-specific; transcription factor binding; RNA polymerase II cis-regulatory region sequence-specific DNA binding
Source: RefSeq, a predicted model, not a curated record
AAUAUCAAAUUGCCACAGGAGCAGCUCCUUACUGUGUGCUUCUCUAGACAAUUCUUGCAAUAGAUAGAAUUCAAUAUUAACUCAAAAAUCAUCUUGUCCACCUUGGAGAUUCUUUCCAUGGACCAUAAUCAUCUCUUUAAUUGUUCUUAUUGUGAUUCAAUAAAUGUAACCUAAAAGUGAAUGAUUUUUACCAAACUUUCUUUGAUGAAAAAUUCAAUUGCUGUUUGCUUUCAGUGUGAUGGAACUCCACCACCUCCAGUUUAAAUUCCAUUUGCAAUAUUUUGGAGGACCAAGAAACCAAGAAUCAAGAAACCCAUUUAUUCCUGAAGUAAAACGAUAAUGAGCACAUCAAAUGGCGACUCUUCAGAAAUGUGACUGGACUCUCCCUGAUAUGAGUAGGAAGGGUCUCGACCCGAAACGUCACCCAUUCCUUCUCUCCAGAAUUUCUGCCUGUCCCGCAGAGUUACCCCAGCAUUUUGUGUCUAAUAUCUUCCUGAUAUGUCUCCCUUGGUGCAAUCUAUGUAUUAGGAAUGCACAGCAUAAUGCUAUUUUCUGUAAAACGCUAUGUUUGGAACAUUGCAGGGGAGCUUAAAAUACGUCAUCCUGGGAGUGUCCCAUGGAUGAGUCUAUUGGGGACAACCGGGUUUUAAUACAGCAGCACUAGACGAGAAUGGCUAUUGGGGAAGGUCAUACCUUUUACAACAGCUCCCAUCUCUCAUCCAACUCCUGGUCCCACGAUCACUGAGUGUAAGGCCCCAAAUUGCCUCAUCGUCCGUAGUAAUAUUUCCAAUCCCUUAUUUUUAAAAAUUUCUUACCCUACUAUUCUGCUUGGUUUUGUCCAUCUCCCAAUCAACCCUGAAGUCUAUCCCCUCAGACAACUCCCCCAACCCCCUUCCUAAAAUGGUGCACUACGAUGGUCUUCCCAACACUCCAGCCACAGAACAGGCCGGAUCGGGCAUGUUGCCGCCAAUCCCCAAAAUCUGGCUUUGGAAAAGAGCAUGGCUGCAGCACAAGCUUGGCGUUGGAAGUGUUCAAAAGUUUGGGCACGAAGGAUGUUUGCACCAAAGGGAUGGUAACUGAAAUGUCCGUAGGUUCCACAGGGCUGUUGCUCAGGUCGGAAUAGCUUUCUACUUUCUUACAAAGAUCUCAAAUGUUAACACAGACGUUGAACCGAAGUUCAGUGCCUAAGAUAAAUAUCUCUGCGAAUGACACCUCUUACUAUCAUUGCAUCUGCUUGCAUUAAACAAAUUGCCUUCAACAUAUAUGUACAGCAAACAGGAAGAACUCUUAACAGGAACUGCCUAUGGUAUAUUUAGAUAAAGCUAAAAGACCACAGCAGUUGCUGAAGAGCAAGUCAUUUUAUUGCAGCUUGACCUAUUUCAGUGAUAGCUGCAUUAUUCUGCCCAUGUACUAUGUGCUCCUUUAUCAACGUUAAAACAACUUGCUAGUUCAUGUGUGGAAACAUGUUGGUACGGUGUUUAUUUUUAAUUUGAGCCUCUCAUUGGGAGGCGUGUUCCACUAACACUGAAAGAGUUGGGUGUCUUGUGUGCAAAGGAUACACCCAUUUCCUGCACACUAUAGCUGUAACAGGAAGCAGCUAUUAUUGAACUUGCCAAUUUGAUAGUGGUGUCAUUGAGCAACCCAGGGACAGACGUGCAACUGGAAUUUGCCAAACAGGCUGGAGCUUUUGUUGUUUUGGGAAUCAGAGCCAGUUUGGUCUUCACUAACUGGUGGUACAUUGGCAAUAAAAUCUGAUGUUUUGAAAAUAAAUUAAUUUUUUUGUAGGUGUGGGGGAAAAGUGAAUAGUACAAGUUAGGUACUUCUGUUUUGUGAAAUCUCCCUGUAACAACUUAAGUGGUAACAGUCUAGCAGGUGGUGACAAAUGAGCUUCAUUUAUAGUCACCCAGACCCAGAGGUUGACUCUGAGGAAUUUGAUUUUUCGGCACUUUUCGACAGUAGCCACGAUGAAGACUUCACCACAAAAGAGGCAGAACAUGUUGCUGCUUCUCACAAGGGCAUUGUUCCUCCUCCUGGGAUCGGUUUCCCAACUAUGGAUGUCUCCCAAUAUGGAUCUCACUCAUGUAGCUCAAUGGCAUCCACAAUGCUGGCUGGAGAGCGCAUGGGUGAAUAUGGCCAAGUGGACAACCGAGAGUUCAAGUACUACCUGGAAGCUGCAAAGCCACAUGCCUCAUCUGGUGUAGAAAGCCCAAGAAUUGAGAUCACACCAUCGCCCGGACUGUUCCACGUAGCUCCACAUGCAGCCAGCUGCGGAGAACAAGCAUAUCAUUCUCCAACUGCAGGUCCUAGAGUUACUUUACCGGUGCCAGGUUCUGAGAACAUUCAAUACAGGGACCCAAACAGUCCAGCUAGUAGUGCCUCCUCAACAAGUUGGCAAUCGUUAGUGUCUCAUGAGUCAAGUUGCUCCCAUUAUGGCAUCUCACCUCAGACCUCACCCAUAACAUCUCCAUGUGUCUCACCAAAAAAUGGCUCGGAGGAAUAUCAAGGUCAUGGCGUUCACCAUUCUCCAAGGACAUCUCCUGUAACCUCCCCCUCAACUCACAUUGAAAACUGGCAGAGCACAAGGUCACCGUCCCCAACCCCCCGACCUUCUUCGAGGUCAUCAUCACCAUGCGGAAAGAGAAGAUACUCCUGCGACCGCUCCAGAACUCCUUCUCCACAGACGUCACCAAGGGUAAUUUCAAGAGACGAGUCCAGCUUGCACCAGUUUCCCAAUUCUGCAAGUCUUGCAGAUGCGAUGAGCACACUCACCACUGACUCCAACAAUGACUUGGGUGAAAUGGUCCCAUCCAAGGCUCGCAUCAUGGACCUCACCCCACCAUCCUCGCUCAAAGCUGACAUGUGUAAAGGAGAAAAACCUGCUGGCUUCACCACGCUUAAUUACGCCGAGUUUUCAGCGCCCUGUCAGGAUUUGAAGAAUGAUCUUUAUGGCACUGACCCAUUUUUUCUGAUGCCUCCUCAUCCAUUUCAAUGGACAAAACCCAAACCUCCAUGCGGCAUUCCAUCUCUGCCACCUCUGGAGUGGCAUCUGCCAAGUUUAACAGAUCAAUACGAAUUGCAGAUUGAAGUGCAGCCUAAACCACACCACCGAGCGCACUAUGAAACUGAAGGCAGCCGUGGGGCCGUUAAAGCACCAAGCGGUGGUCAUCCCGUCGUCCAGCUGCACGGAUACAUGGAAAACAAGCCUUUAAGCCUGCAGAUAUUUAUUGGAACGGCAGAUGAGAGACUCCUGAGGCCACAUGCCUUUUACCAAGUCCACCGCAUCACCGGCAAAACAGUCUCGACCACCAGCUACGAGAAAAUCUGUGGAAAUACCAAAGUUCUGGAAAUCCCUCUUCUGCCAGAGAACAACAUGAAAGCAGUGAUUGAUUGCGCUGGGAUAUUGAAGCUGAGAAAUGCUGACAUCGAACUGAGGAAAGGGGAGACGGACAUUGGCAGGAAGAACACGAGGGUCAGGCUGGUUUUUCGAGUUCACAUUCCGCAGCCCAGCGGCAGGAGUCUCUCACUGCAGGCUGCUUCCAAUCCCAUUGAAUGCUCUCAGAGAUCGGCCCAUGAGCUACCGAUGGUGGAGAAGCAGAGCACAGACAAUUGUUUAGUCACCGGUGGACAGCAAAUGAUCCUUAAUGGUCAAAACUUCACAACUGAGUCAAAGGUGGUUUUCACAGAGAAGACACCUGAAGGACAACAGAUAUGGGAGGUGGAAGCAACAGUAGAUAAAGAUAAAAGCCAGCCAAACCUGCUGUUUGUUGAAAUCCCACGUUAUCGGAACCAGCAUAUCCGCACAGCGGCAAAGGUGAACUUCUGUGUUGUUAAUGGUAAAAGGAAAAGAAGCCAGCCACAGAGAUUUACAUAUCUCCCUGCAGUGCCUAUCAUUAAAACAGAACCUAUUGAAGAGUGCGAAGGUGCCAUAUUCUGCAACGCUGCGUACAAUGGAACCAUGCCUCAGUUUUAUUAUACGCAGCAGGUCAUGAUCCCUAACCCCACUUCCUGUCUUGGGGGGAGCAUGACUUCCUGUCGUUCGGGGUUCUCUCCACAGGAUUCCAAGUAUCAGCAGCAGAGUCCAAUAGGAGCUGCCUAUCCGAGAUCCAAAGGUGGCAGUCCAAAUCAUCUCGGCUAUCAAGCAUCUGCUGUGAUGGUGCCAACAAUCCCCAUCAUUCAAGAUCCCCACCGAUCUGUGCUGGUUCAUGCCGGGUCACCUGCCCAGUCUUCAAUGCUGCGCCAGUCUCCCAACAAUCAGUCUUCUGCAAUAAUUCAUCAUUCCCCAAACAACCGCGAGGCUCCCUCCAUGCUCCAAACCUCUCCAACCAACCACCAGUCACCCAUGAUACAACGCUCCCCAACCCACCAGCAGUUUUCCUCCAUGAUCCACCAUUCACCCACCAGCCAUCCGUUGAGAUACAGCAGUCACCAGGAUUACCAGCAGCAGGUGUAUUCAGAGAAUGACCCCCAGGUGUCUAUUGUGCGAUCCACCACGCCACAACCUGUGCAUCACGUGCAAAAAAGUAGCCAAAAUCAAUACCCAGCCGCGACUCAUCCACAACAGCAAACAUCCAAUGCAAUCCAGAAGGCGUCCAAAGACAGCCCCUCGCCAAGCCAUCUUGCAACAUUGAUAAUGGAUCAGCAGGAGAAAGAAACAACAAGUACUGGAGUCACAGUGAAGCAGGAGCCACAGAACUUGGACCAGGCAUAUCUGGAUGACGAAACUUCAUGGGACUUCUUCAAAAGGCUGGAGCACUUUAAUCAGUUAAUGAAAUCAUAAGAAAAGAUCUUUCUGGAGUUCCUGUGCGAAGCCAGUCGUAAACUCAGCAAGUGUACAAUAGACACUUCCUUGCAUAAUGUGGAACAUUUCUACACAUCCCAAUAACACCUGUGGUUCACCUAUAGGUCAGCUAUAAAGUUGAUAUUCAGCUGCACAGAACAAUAUGCUGGCAAAGAGUUGGUUUCUCUGACUAAUCACCAUGGGAACUUUAACCAGGUUCAUUUCAGCAUAGCAAAUUUUCCUCAUAAUUUCCGUUCAUUUUGAAAUCCAUUCAUUGGGUCCAAAAAAGUGUGCUUUCGGUUUACAUUUAUACACUUUUAUUAAUUCGGAUCAGGCCCAUUUCCAGUCGAAUUUGUAAAGGACUGAUCUCCAGACCCUUUUGUGGGAAAUUUGGGCAUUUGUUAUGCUCUCCGUAUUAUCUACUUUAUCUACAAGGACCACGGAUUAUUUUUGCAACCAUUUCCAUACAAAAGACCUAAACAUGGCUUGAAGUCAAAAUGAAAAGUAUUGGUAUGAAGACGCUGUUUGACUGCAAGAAUGUGCAUCACUGCCACUUUGACAUCUCCUAUCACCACAUCAAAAUGAUCGGCACUCACUUAGAAAUAUAUUUGUAUAAAUCCCAG